AUGGGUGACACUCAAGGAACGGUGAUUGCUGGUGGCAAUGGAAAAGAAAUCCGUUUCGAUCAACUGUGUGAACCUUGGUAUGUAUUUCUCAAUCGAGGUCAUUCAUUUUAUGGGUCUGAUUGGGGAAAUCAUCGUGUGAUGAAACGGGAAGAAGGUGCAAAACAAGGUAUUGUCGUAGCCGGUGGUCAAGGGAAAGGCAAUAAUUGUAGAUAUUUGUUCUCUCCUGAAGAAGUCGUUGUCGAUCAAUUAGGUACUGUCUAUGUGUCUGGUUCUUGGAAUGAUAGAAUCAUGUGUUGA
Molecule: messenger RNA, 297 nt
Organism: Rotaria sp. Silwood2
Lineage: Eukaryota; Metazoa; Rotifera; Eurotatoria; Philodinida; Philodinidae
Source: the annotation of a GenBank genome assembly